Messenger RNA from Candidula unifasciata, 388 nucleotides. The record is from the annotation of a GenBank genome assembly. NCBI's taxonomy places the organism in Eukaryota, Metazoa, Mollusca, Gastropoda, Stylommatophora, Geomitridae.
AUGGCAGGGGAUGAAUCAGAAACACAAUCGUUGAAGAAACUGUAUCGGGACUUUGGAGGGAGCACGACCAUGCAUGGCAUUAAUCGAGUGCUUACCACCACCAGUAAAUGGAAACGAUUGGUGUGGUCAGUGCUGUUUUUGUUUGGUGUCGGAUUUGCAGCCUAUCAGUUUGUGACCACUAUAACUGACUUCUAUAGUUAUCCAGUGACCACGGUGGUCACCCUGAAGCACGAAGUGUACGCGGAGUUUCCAGGGAUCACGAUCUGUAACCUGAACAGAAAGAGGAAGUCGAUGAUUAGUCCUGAACUGCUGGAAGCCACUUCAGGAUUUGUAGAGGUUACUUCUGUGUUUGUAAAAGUGUCUUUAAUUCUCUCUGUAUCUGUUUACA